UCAAAGUCGACGGACAUAAACUUCUAAAAAUAUUUGUAACGGCCUAUCUCAAUUUUCCAAACUUUAGCUUAAUUGGAAAAAUAAAUCCAAUUUAAAUAUAAAAUAAAUAAAAUGUUUUCAACAGGCCAGCCAACUUCGAUUUAUGGAACCAUGCGAAGGUUCGGUGAAUAUCAUCAAACAAGGGUGGAUAAAGACCAUCACUAUUCGUAACAGUAUCAGACAAAUGGACGACCCGGAAGCAAAAAUCUCCGAGAUGUUUAAAAGGUUCCCCAUCCUCGGAGCUUUCGAUGGUAACCUGAUAAAUUUGGACUUCAAUCACCUGUUCCCUGGAUCAGCUGAUGCCGCCAACCGUUGGAAUGACAUCCAGCACAAAAUACUCCAAUGCUUUAAACACCACGCCUCGAUUGAGAACGAAUUCAUUCGAGCAGUUGUGUUCGUAAAAGAGAACAACCCAACACGUGGUGUGAAGCGAACUCACGACGGAUCUAAAGAAAUUAGAACGACUCUGGACCGCAUUGUCGAGUGGAUCAGCCCCGAGGACAACGUUGACGACUACGCAAACAAGGUCAAAUCAUCAAAGCAAAUUUUCCUGCUGGUGAAAGCCUCGCCGUACAAGAAUGGCGAGUCUUACGUUGUUGUAGGAAAGCGAUGCUUCUAUGUCGGAUCCGAAAUUGAGGCCGCGUUUUUCACGUUUUUGAAAGUAUUCAAAUUCCUGAAUGUUCCGGUGGAACCUUCCUUGAAGAACUUCUUUGCUCUGUUUGAUGGAGCAAUUUUCCAAACCGGUGCAUUGACUACUACCGGAACGACGUUCAUGGUUAAGCUUGGAUAGUGACCUUCACACUAAUAUGCAUUGAUUUAUUUAUAAUCUACAUUACUCUCUUCAUUAUAUAUUAAUUACUCACUUAUUUACUUAAGUUAAUACUCACUUACUUUUAUGUUAAUAUUUACUUAUGUUUAUAACACCACCGAUUGAAUCAAAAUGUGAUGACCAAUAAAAACAAAUGAAACUGAAUUAUAUUAAGCUUUAAUUCAUCUCGAAAUUAGUUAGACAAUCACAUCUUUACCUUAUGUUUUAAAACCUGUUACAAAACUGGUACUCGGCUUUUUACUGUAGUCCAACCAAAGGAAAUAUGCUUGUUCUAAUCACGUCAAAUGGGGUGAAUCAGGACUGCAGUCUGAAUAGGGUCAGCCGUAUUUAGAUCUAAAUUGCCUUGUAUUUUUUUUUUCAGAAAUAAUCCCGUAAUUUGCCAUUUUCCGGGUUUCACCGGAGUACCGGAAACCGGUCCCAAAGUGGCCAGAUCAGUCCAAAAGUGGUUUUGGGGAUCAUGGAUGAGCUUGAUUUUGCGAAUUAUGAAUUUUGAGAUCUAAAUUGCCUUGUAUUUUUUUUUUCAGAAAUAAUCCCGUAAUUUGCCAUUUUCCGUGUUUCACCGGAGUACCGGGAACCGGUCCCAAAGUGGCCAGAUCAGUCCAAAAGUGGUUUUGGGGAUCAUGGAUGAGCUUAAUUUGCGAAUGAUGAACUUUGACAUCCAUAUUGCCUUGUAAUUUUUUUUCAAGAAAUAAUCCCGUAAUUUGCCAUUUUCCGGGUUUCACCGGAGUACCGGAAACCGGUCCCAAAGUGGCCAGAUCAGUCCAAAAGUGGUUUUGGGGAUCAUGGAUGAGCUUGAUUUUGCGAAUGAUGAACUUUGACAUCCAUAUUUCCAUGAUAGAAAUAGUUCUAUUUCUGACCAUCCCUUGGCCGGUUCCCCCGGGGUAGGGAAACUUCCCGUUCAAUCCGGAAAAUCCCCGGUGGUUCAAAAACCACGGUCAGCACUGUCUGCGGGUAGAACAAAGAACUUUUUUUCCCAAGAUUUCUGUAACAAAAUUAUGCGGGACCCAAAAAUGGCCAUUUUUGACCCUCGAUGACCCAGAGACCCACCGUAAUAUCUCCGGCCAUUCCGGUCAUUUUCGGAAAAAGGACAUUCUAACGAGUUCAACUAAUAAAGAAGUAUGCCAAUUGGUUGAGUUUUCGCUGAGCUAUGGCCAUUUUAGUGAUUCCAAUUUCACCCAGGCCUAUACGGAUUAACUGAAGACACAGUUCAGUUUGACAGUUAAGAAUUACUGAAAAUUCAGUAUUGUUUGACAAUUCGUGCUUACUGAAAAUUCAGUUCACUUUGACAGCUUAUCAAUUACUGAAAAUUCAGUUUUAUUUGACAAGUCUUUAUUUACUGAAAUUUCAGUUCAGUUUGACAGAUCUUCGAUUGCUGAAAAUUCAGCUUUUCUUACGUCAUUUUGACAUUUUCAAACUUACUGAAAAUCCAGUAACCAUCUGUCAUCCUGACUGGUUUCAGGAAACUGAAGUUUCAGUAAUUUACUAUUUACUGAAAAACUUGCUGAAGAUUCAGUAGUGCAGAUUUCAGUAAAUUUUUACUGAAAUUCAGUGAAAGAAAGUUGC
Messenger RNA from Culex pipiens pallens (northern house mosquito), 2431 nucleotides. RefSeq lists its product as uncharacterized. The transcript is spliced from 4 exons. The coding region runs from base 143 to 829 and encodes 228 amino acids. Lineage: Eukaryota; Metazoa; Arthropoda; Insecta; Diptera; Culicidae. The record is from RefSeq and is a predicted model, not a curated record.